Hibiscus syriacus is the source of this 573-nucleotide messenger RNA. Its product is annotated as stemmadenine O-acetyltransferase-like. The record is from RefSeq and is a predicted model, not a curated record. The coding region runs from base 1 to 573 and encodes 190 amino acids. The transcript has a single exon. NCBI's taxonomy places the organism in Eukaryota, Viridiplantae, Streptophyta, Magnoliopsida, Malvales, Malvaceae.
AUGGAAGUUCAUAUUACUUCAAAGCAAAUGGUUAAGCCAUCCUCUUCAGAACUUCAUCUCUUGAAACCAUUCAACCUUUCACUUUUAGACCAACUCGCUAUAAGGAAGUAUACUCCGGCAAUCUUCUUCUACGGUAAACCUAGUGAUUCUUAUAUCGACGGUUCCCAAUUCUCAGAGCAACUAAAACAAACACUCUCGAAAGUUUUGACUCAGUUUUACCCUGCUGCUGGUCGGGUGAAGAACAACCCUUUUAUUACUGAUUUCGACGAGGGAGUUCCUUGUGUUGAAACCAGUGUGAAAGGUCGAUUAUCUGAUUUCAUUGAGUCAACUAAAAAACUAGAGGAAAUGAACCGAUUGCUACCUUAUCGACCCUUUUGCUAUAUUCAAGAUUCAGCAGCACCCCAAUUGACUGUUCAAGUUAAAAUCUUCGACUGCGGUGGGAUUGCACUAGGUUUGUGUUAUUUACACAAGAUCUUCGAUGCAGCAAGCAUAUUUGCUUUCCUUAAAAGUUGGGCAGCUUUCAGUCGUGGUUUGAAUGGUGAAAUACCAAACCCUGGACUGUUAGGGUCAUAG